CUCCGGUCAAACCGUGCUAUCCCAUAUGCAAUUACCAUCACCUCCAUCGAUUGACAGUCGCUAUUCAACAUAAACAUGGUGCGAUCACAUCCCAUCCUUGAGCGCAAGGACAGCACCGCUAGCUCUGGGUCGUCCAAUUCAACACUAUCCGACACAGACUGCUUUGAGCGCUUCACAGCUACUGGUCGCCCUAUGCCUACAGAUUAUCGAUCCGCCUGGUCGUCCGCCUGUGUGUUCGGCCCCACGGCGCCGCAUUUUCUCCCUUUCAGAUUUACAGACGAUAGCAUAAUCCCUGUCGUGGUCCGGGUGUGCGCAGAGAGCUUCAAGGCCGGGGUGGAAUCCACAUCCCAGAAACGCCGCCGCUCCCUGCGUGACCGGUUCCGUUUCAAGAAGACGAAGGUCGUGGUUGCGAUGAUGCCGCGGCGCGACUAUCUCCGUUACUUUGCGCAUGAUGAAUCGGGGCGGUAUGUCGGGACGGAAAAGGAGGAGAGUUGGAGUGAGGGGGACCUGGAGGAUGAGUUUGGACACUAUAGGCUGAUGGAGCCGCGGCAGUGGGUGGUGAGGAAUUCAGGCGGGGUGGCUUAUAUGGAGGAGGAGUGAUGAAGGUGGGGUGGGCGCAAAAAAGGAUAUGGCUAGGAGUAAUAAGGAUUGUUAAGGAGUUCAGAGUUGGUGGGAGCAAGGUUGCCAUUCAUUUGGUGAAUAACAGGGCAGGAUUAAGUUGAUGGGUAACGACCUUCUAUGUCAAAAUAUAUAUCUAAUUAUCUCAUGAG
Molecule: messenger RNA, 770 nt
Organism: Pseudogymnoascus verrucosus
Lineage: Eukaryota; Fungi; Ascomycota; Leotiomycetes; Thelebolales; Thelebolaceae
Exons: 2
Coding region: 76-600 (174 amino acids)
Source: RefSeq, a predicted model, not a curated record